UGCAGCCGGUCGGACGCACGCGUCCCAUACCUGCAUAGAGCUCCCUGCAUUAUUGAGGACCGUCCCUUAUCGGACGUCGCAAUAUCCCGCGCGCACUGCACCAAGAGGGAGACGAUACCGAAAAUAAUUAACUUUACCUCAACCAAAAAUAUUAUAAAGUCCAGUACUUCACAACCAUUAAUCGAAAUGUUUGUCAAAAGAAUGCGAGCAGUAAGGUUCCUCCUCCUUCUGUGCGCACUUUGCCAUCUGACCCUGGCUUUCCCCGCCCAAACAGAAUACUCAGAAGAUGACAACCGACAACUCCAGGUCACCAUCUCCAAGGCAAUCCCGAUUUCCACUGCACAGCUAGGAGGCUCCAUCACAAUCCCAUGUAUGGUGUCCCUGUCCCCUGGGCCCCCCUCGCCCUCCUCGCCCCCCAGCCCACCCCGGGUCAAGUGGAGCGUGUUGCAUGAUGGGGAGCAGGAGGAGACAGAGAUCCUGGUGGCGCGGGGUCAAAGGGUGAAGGUCAACGAGGCCUACGGUGAACGAGCUUCCCUGGUCAACUUUGCAGACUCGCCCGAGGACCUCUCCCUCUGGCUGGGGGAGCUGCGCUCAACAGACACAGGGCACUACCGUUGCGAGGUGCAGCAGGGCCUGGACGACGCCAGCGACUUCACACAGAUCAAGGUUAAAGGUGUGGUCUUCCACUACAGACAUGCCUCUGGUCGCUAUGCAUUUUCAUUCAGUGAGGCCCAGGCGGUGUGCGAGAGCAUUGGGGCACACAUCGCUACUCCCGACCAGCUUCUGGCAGCCUAUUACGAUGGCUAUGAGCAGUGUGACGCCGGCUGGCUCGCUGACCAAUCUGUCAGAUAUCCAAUCCAAGUUCCCCGGGAAGGUUGCUAUGGUGACAUGGAUGGUCGCCCGGGAGUGAGGAACUAUGGGACGCUGGAACCAGAGGAGCUGUUUGAUGUGUAUUGUUAUGUGGAGCAUAUUGAUGGGGAGGUGUUCCAUGGCUCUGCCCCUAAGCAGCUGUCAUUGAAUGAGGCUUGGGCGUACUGCGAGAAGGAAGGGGCAGAGCUGGCUACCACAGGGCAGCUGUACAUGGCAUGGAGUGAGGGUCUGGACCGCUGUAACCCUGGCUGGCUGUCUGAUGGCAGCGUGCGCUACCCCGUUAUCACCCCUAGAGCGCGCUGUGGAGGUCCACAGGCAGGGGUCAAGACCCUGUAUCGCUACAGCAACCAGACAGGCUUCCCUGAAUCCUCCAGCCGCCAUGAUGUUUACUGUUUCAGAGGUAAUGGGAAUCCUCACACGGAUGCCCCCAUGGACUACAUGGCCACUGAACCAGAGGACAUCGGACAAGAUAUUGUUGUUCUUAUGGAGCCUGCCGAGGAGCUCCGUCCGAGCCUGGAUCCAGAGCAAGUGGAGCGAGAGGCCCAGAGUGCCCUGCAAUCCCUCCCCGUCUUCCAGUCAGCUCCUGCUCGGGAGGACCUGCAAGGAUCUCCCCCUACUUCCAUGUCAAGCACAGAGGUCCCACUCACCCGUACAGCUUCCACCCAGGACCUCCUACAGCCUUUUGAUGAGACUUCACUUCCUGUAGAAGAACACUACCACUCCCAGCAUCCUACUUCACUUCCCAGCACCUCCAGUGUGCCAGACUCCCUUCACGAAGAAAACUAUCACUCCCAGCAUUCUACUUCACUACCCAGCACCUCCAGUGAGCCAGACUCCCUUCACGAAGGAGACUAUCACUCACAUAAUUCUACUUCACUUCCCAGCACCUCCAGUAUGCCAGACUCCCUUCACGAAGGAGACUAUCACUCCCAGCAUUCUACUUCACUUCCCAGCACCUCCAGUGAGCCAGACUCCCUUCACGAAGGAGACUAUCACUCCCAGCAUUCUAGUUCAUUACCCAACACCUCCAGUGAGCCAGACUCCCUUCACGAAGGAGACUAUCACUCCCAGCAUUCUAGUUCAUUACCCAACACCUCCAGUGAGCCAGACUCACUUCACGAAGGAGACUAUCACUCACAGAAUUCUACUUCACUUCCCAGCACCUCCAGUGAGCCAGACUCCCUUCACGAAGGAGACUAUCACUCCCAUCAUUCUAGUUCAUUACCCAGCACAUCCAGUGAGCCAGACUCCCUUCACGAUGUAGACUAUCACUCCCAGCAUUCUACUUCACUUCCUAGCACCUCCAGUGAGCCAGACUCCCUUCACGAAGGAGACUAUCACUCACAGAAUUCUACUUCACUUCCCAGCACCUCCAGUGUGCCAGACUCCCUUCACGAAGGAGACUAUCACUCCCAGCAUCCUACUUCAUUACCCAACACCUCCAGUGUGCCAGACUCCCUUCACGAAGGAGACCAUCACUCCCAGCAUCCUACAUCUUUACCCAGCACCUCCAGUGAGCCAGACUCCCUUCACGAGGAAGAUUAUCACUCCCAGCAUCCUGCUUCAUUACCCAGUACCUCCAGCGUGCCAGACUCCCUCCACGAAGGCAACUCCAGUUUCUACCGACUCGAACUGGAAACGAGCCCAGAAUUCCCAGAGCCGUCCUAUAAGCCACACAUACAUUACCAGCCGAUGCCAGAGAUGAACCCGGAGGAACCCGACUACCAGCAGUCAGGCUCUUCCAAGCACUUCCAGCCAAUGCCAGAGACCAACCUGGAGUUGGAUCAACUAGAAGCCAACUACAGCACAACAGCAGGUAACCAGAGUCAUCGGGAGAAUGCACAAGAGACUACCAACAUGGCCUUUGACCCCAUAGAGAAUGCUACCGAGGCACGUGACCCCACCGCAGAGAGAAGACACAAAGAGACGAUCGUGGGAGAACUUGAAGAGACAUCCAUCUCGACCGAAUCCCUGGGUGAGCUUGAUCCUCACCCAGUCUGGUCUACACUCUCCCCCCACGGAAGGGCAACCUCAGUGUGGUUGCCCUUGGAUGGAUCUGGAGAUAUGUCCCAAGAGAUUGACCUAGGUGUCCAGCAGGGAAUGCACACAGACAGAUCCCCCACCUCUGAACCCUCUGACUUCACAACUCACAUGUCUGCCUCCCCUGGAGCCACCAGCAUCUCCAUUGAGCAGCAGACAGGAGUGCCACAUUCAAGCAGCAUCUCAUCUGGACUGGAUCAUUCUGAGGAGCUGGGACUGGAUGUGUACUCCACAGUAGCUGUGUACUCCACAGUAGGCCGUCCACCAGGAACCUCCCAGGGAACUUCCUCCGCUAUACCGGAAGGCAGCACCAGUCUAGAUUUCGAGGGUAUCGUCAAUCCAGAGAGAUUGGAACCUUCAGGAGCAGUGGAGCUGGCACCAGGGGAGUCUGAUGAGGAGCACCUGGGGUCUGGAGUGGAAAUAGCUACGACCGAGUCUCCAGACCUGUCCACCACCUCCCAGCUGCCUGUCGAGUUUACCACAAUGGGCUAUCAAACAACGGCCAUGUCUAGAAUAGAGGUGGAUCCCACAACCACGGACCCUGAAGAAGACGCAAGUGGACAUGAGCCAGGCACUGAUGAACCGUCCCUCGGAGAAAAAGUUACAGUCUUCCCCCUUGAGUCGCAAACAACCAGUUGGGAUCUGCACCGUACCACCUCUGCACCACAAGAGUCUCAGGACGACCUUGAAUACAGCGGGGAACCCGCUUCCUCCUCUUCCCAGACAGAGUUUCCAGACUCCUCAGCAGAACCUGAACUGUUUGUGUCAGACUCCUUGUCCACCUCAAGUACAGAUCCCACCGCUGCCACUAUGUCCACAUCCACCGUGUACACAUCCACAGAGUGGGCCACACAGACCUGGAGCCCCGUCACCUCCACUACACAAAGUCCCCCAGAGCCAGAGAGGGUAACGGCUCUUAAACCCCCUGUGGAUCAUGGCCAGAUGGAUCUGGAAUUCGGCCUCACCCAGCCGCCAACCCUGCUCAUCUUGCCCAAUGAGAGAGCUGCUGUGGGCAGUUCCAGGAAGAUUUCAGAUGCCUGUCUGGAGGACCCCUGUGCCAACGGCGGCACCUGCGUCGAGAUGGGCGGGAGCACCAAAUGCCUCUGUUUGCCCAGCUAUGGAGGUGACCUCUGUCAGAUGGAUCUGGAGCAGUGUGGGGGGGGCUGGCAGAAGUUCCACGGGAACUGCUACAAGCACUUCAACCAGCGGCUGAGCUGGGAGGUGGCGGAGCAGCACUGUCGCAUGGUGGGGGGCCACCUGGUGUCAAUCAUAACCCCUGAGGAGCAGGACUUCAUUAACAAUAACUAUAAGGAGUAUCAGUGGACUGGACUGAACGACAAGACCAUCGAGGGGGAUUUCCGCUGGUCCGAUGGUAACCCAUUGCUCUAUGAGAACUGGUACAGGGGCCAGCCUGACAGUUACUUCCUGUCUGGAGAGGACUGUGUGGUGAUGGUGUGGCAUGAUGCCGGGCGCUGGAGUGAUGUGCCCUGCAACUACCACCUGGCCUACACCUGCAAGAAAGGCACCUCUUCAUGUGGCCCUCCCCCCAAAGUCCGGAACGCAUCUGCGUUUGGCAGAAUCCGCCAGAGGUACGAGACAGACGCCAUUGUGCGCUACUACUGUGCCCAGGGCUUCCAGCAGAGACAAAACCCUCUGGUCAAGUGCCUGCCAGGUGGCAAGUGGGAGGAGCCCCAGAUCCUCUGCAGUCCUGCGGCAGGAAACACAGCACAGGUAGCAGGAGUAACAUCACCAACAACAGGAAACCAGGAGCUGACUGGAGAGGAAUCAUAAACAAAAAAACGCCUUAAUACUGGGACAUCAAGUGGAACUUUCUAGGAUGACAUUGCAUUCAAUGUGCGACGUCAACUGUAGGCCCAGGACUCUUGUUGGUUUUAAACAGCCGUCAUCACGCUAACGGUGUCAAUCAUUGUUUAUGGACUAUUAUUGGCAAAUCAGCUUUAUAAAUCCACCCAUCAUAUUUUAAACAACAGCUGGUCUGUUUGCAAUUCCAUUCAUAUUCCAUCAGCUAGGGAUUACCUGGGGUCUGUUCAGGAGGGGGAAUGUUACAGAACGUUCAGAUAGAAAUGUAUUGUGUAGAACGGAUAUGAUUGUCCAGCCUGGCCUCAGAGCCAUAUUAAAUAUACUUGAUGUAUUUCUGAGCACCUCCAAGACGUAUGAUACCUACUAAUGGUCUAGUUACUUGAGACAGAAACUCAAGUAGGGAGGUUGGUCGGGGAGGAUGGGUGGGCGUAAUCCGCGACAAUCUAGCACUCCCAAGAUUUUGCAUGUGUGAGCCACAUCAGGGUCAACUGUAGCAUUUUAGCUAACCCUUAUUCUAAACUUUACCCAAUUCAUCUAAUCUGCUAUGUAAAUUCACCUAACCUUUGUCGUUUUAGUUCUCCUAACUUUUGUCGUUUUAGUUCUCCUAACCUUUGUCGUUUUAGUUCUCCUAACUUUUGUCGUUUUAGUUCUCCUAACUUUUGUCGUUUUAGUUCUCCUAACUUUUGUCGUUUUAGUUCUCCUAACUUUUGUCGUUUUAGUUCUCCUAACUUUUGUCGUUUUAGUUCUCCUAACUUUUGUCGUUUUAGUUCUCCUAACCUUUGUCGUUUUAGUUCUCCUAACCUUUGUCGUUUUAGUUCUCCUAACUUUUGUCGUUUUAGUUCUCCUAACCUUUGUCGUUUUAGUUCUCCUAACUUUUGUCGUUUUAGUUCUCCUAACAUUUGUCGCUUUAGUUCUCCUAACCUUUGUCGUUUUAGUUCUCCUAACUUUUGUCGUUUUAGUUCUCCUAACCUUUGUCGUUUUAGUUCUCCUAACCUUUGCCGUUAGUUCCCCUAACCUUUUGUCGUUUUAGUUCUCCUAACCUUUGCCGUUAGUUCCCCUAACCUUUGCCGUUAGUUCUCUUAACCUUUGCCGUUAGUUCUCCUAACCUUUGCCAUUAGUUCCCCUAACCUUUGCCGUUAGUUCCCCUAACCUUUGCCGUUAGUUCCCCUAACCUUUGCCGUUAGUUCUCCUAACCUUUGCCGUUAGUUCCCCUAACCUUUGCCGUUAGUUCCCCUAACCUUUGCCGUUAGUUCCCCUAACCUUUGCCGUUAGUUCCCCUAACCUUUGCCGUUAGUUCUCCUAACCUUUGCCGUUAGUUCCCCUAACCUUUGCCGUUAGUUCUCCUAACCUUUGCCGUUAGUUCCCCUAACCUUUGCCGUUAGUUCUCCUAACCUUUGCCGUUAGUUCCCCUAACCUUUGCCGUUAGUUCUCCUAACCUUUGCCGUUAGUUCCCCUAACCUUUGCCGUUUUAGUUCCCCUAACCUUUGCCGUUUUAGUUCCCCUAACCUUUGCCGUUAGUUCUCCUAACCUUUGCCGUUAGUUCUCCUAACCUUUGCCGUUAGUUCCCCUAACCUUUGCCGUUAGUUCCCCUAACCUUUGCCGUUAGUUCCCCUAACCUUUGCCGUUAGUUCCCCUAACCUUUGCCGUUAGUUCUCCUAACCUUUGCCGUUUUAGUUCUCCUAACCUUUGCCGUUAGUUCCCCUAACCUUUGCCGUUUUAGUUUUCCUAACCUUUCCCGUUAGUUCUCCUAACCUUUGCCGUUAGUUCUCCUAACCUUUGCCGUUAGUUCCCCUAACCUUUGCCGUUAGUUCCCCUAACCUUUGCCGUUAGUUCCCCUAACCUUUGCCGUUAGUUCCCCUAACCUUUGCCGUUAGUUCCCCUAACCUUUGCCGUUAGUUCUCCUAACCUUUGCCGUUAGUUCCCCUAACCUUUGCCGUUAGUUCUCCUAACCUUUGCCGUUAGUUCUCCUAACCUUUGCCGUUAGUUCCCCUAACCUUUGCCGUUAGUUCCCCUAACCUUUGCCGUUAGUUCUCCUAACCUUUGCCGUUAGUUCCCCUAACCUUUGCCGUUAGUUCUCCUAACCUUUGCCGUUUUAGUUCUCCUAACCUUUGCCGUUAGUUACCCUAACCUUUGCCGUUUUAGUUCUCCUAACCUUUGCCGUUAGUUCUCCUAACCUUUGCCGUUAGUUCUCCUAACCUUUGCCGUUAGUUCCCCUAACCUUUGCCGUUAGUUCUCCUAACCUUUGCCGUUAGUUCCCCUAACCUUUGCCGUUAGUUCUCCUAACCUUUGCCGUUUUAGUUCUCCUAACCUUUGCCGUUAGUUCCCCUAACCUUUGCCGUUUUAGUUCUCCUAACCUUUGCCGUUAGUUCCCCUAACCUUUGCCGUUUUAGUUCUCCUAACCUUUGCCGUUAGUUCUCCUAACCUUUGCCGUUAGUUCCCCUAACCUUUGCCGUUUUAGUUCUCCUAACCUUUGCCGUUAGUUCCCCUAAUCUUUGCCGUUAGUUCCCCUAACCUUUGCCGUUAGUUCCCCUAACCUUUGCUUUUAGUUCUCCUAACCUUUGCCGUUAGUUCCCCUAACCGCCCAUGUAAAUUCUCCCUGUAAUUCUCCUUUGUUGUUACAGCGCAACAAGGAACCUGGCCACAGAUUAAGACCUGCAAUACUAUACGUCCUCCGAGACGUAUGAUAAGUUACGUCACCCAAUUCGUAUGUUUUGUAUGACCGGGUAACACCUACGACACUGUACGUCCUCUAAUUCGAAUGAUAUUGUACGACUGCUAUUCCAUUUAAAAUCUAAUGCAACGUGUCAAACUAAAUUGAGUCUUAGACUGUCACAGAUGUACGUACGGAAUCAUAUAUCAUACGAAUUGCCCUGAGACCACAUUGGAUUGCCUGUAGACUUGGGGACGAAUGUAGUUCUAUUAAUAAUAUUUCUACCCGCAAUGUUUUUGAACCUUUUUGUCUCACCGAGUACACUCCAGGACAGGUGAGUCAUUAUUGGGAUGUUUGGUUGAGUGUCAGGGAAGACACACAACUGACUCUGUGGUCCAUAUCCAAACCUGUCCCACGUCACAACCUCUAGGUCCUUUGAGUCCCCUUCAUAGAACUAAAAAGGACUGUAUAGGUGUACACAAUAUUGUGGGAACUCUGCCAAGCCUACCAGAGGACUAGGUGAGGCUACUACCACAUUGCUGAUACCAAUCCAAAUAUUUCAGAUCCACAAGGUGACUUGACAAAGUCUUUAGAAAUGAAGCAAUGGUUGGUUUGGAAAUGGAGCAUCAAAAUCCCUGUCCUCCUAGGAACCCAUAUCAACUCUUCAACUCAGCAUCAUUUCCAUCUCAACUUUCUCACAACCAUAGAUAGGCCUUCUUAGACUUUUAUAAUCAACAGACUUUAUAUGAAAUAUGGUGCUCACGCCCUUGCCUAUGAUGCAUUUUGACCUGCUUUGAAAUCGUAAAGAAUCAAAAUGGCACGUUUGUGCAGUAGGAUGUCAGAAAACAAAACGACUCCAAACACAGCAUGUUUAUAAAGCCAAUUCCAUUAUCAAACUAAAAUGUACAUUUCACACAGUGGUUUAUUUAUUCACUCUUAACUAUUUUGGGGUGAAAAAAAGGCUAGAGUGGGUAGCCUGCAAUUGUUUUUACAAGGGUGACAAUGCCUUUACUGUACGUAUCAAUGAUAUUGGUUAGAUUUUGUUUCAAAGUAUUGUUGAAUUACUGUCCACUCUUCCCUGUGAUAGAUGCCCUACAUUUUACUGAUACAGUCCUAUGAAAAGCUUUAUGUUGUAAUAAAGUUUUGUAGAAUAAAGCAAGGACUUAAUCAGUAUUAACCACAACGCCAUUAUCAGACAUAUUUUUUGUUUGUUCUUUAUUUUCCGAUUUUAUAAGUAUCUCUUCCAGUAACACUCUUCCUUUAUAAACAAAAUAAAAUACCAGAACGUU
This is a messenger RNA of Oncorhynchus gorbuscha (pink salmon), 8670 nucleotides long. RefSeq names its product brevican core protein-like. Gene Ontology annotation, molecular function: hyaluronic acid binding. Bases 187 to 4701 code for a protein of 1504 amino acids. NCBI's taxonomy places the organism in Eukaryota, Metazoa, Chordata, Actinopteri, Salmoniformes, Salmonidae. The record is from RefSeq and is a predicted model, not a curated record. The transcript is spliced from 14 exons. Gene Ontology annotation, biological process: cell adhesion.